Molecule: messenger RNA, 1512 nt
Organism: Trametes versicolor FP-101664 SS1
Lineage: Eukaryota; Fungi; Basidiomycota; Agaricomycetes; Polyporales; Polyporaceae
Exons: 5
Coding region: 259-1512 (417 amino acids)
Source: RefSeq, a predicted model, not a curated record
GCGAUCUUCGAGGAGGCAGAAAUGUCUUCAGAAGGGAGCUCUCUGUUUAUAGAAGAGGAUGUCCUCCACAGGAGAACGUUCGGCCGAGACAAUUUCUAACGACACCCAUGAAGCCUUCAAAGUGCGCUGACCUUUCUUAUCCAUUCCGACAGAAUUGCUUCAAGAAAUCAUGGCGUACAUUCCCGACCCGAUCCUUGGCCAUCCGAGUCUCACUAUCAAUUUGAGCCUACCUGGCACGCCAACCUGCAAGACACGACUAUGCUCAUCCCUGUCUCUCAGACUUGCAGGCGGCUUCGCUCCGUCGCUCUGGGAUGCCCAUCGCUCUGGAAAGACGUUGUGUGUGGCCCUCGCCUACGAUCGCACUACCUUAUCGACAGGAGUUGCGGCCUACCUUUGACAGUCAUCCUGUCGGCGUCUCAAGCACCCUCCCUUCAUUUCGGCCUUGCAGACGUUGCGAGUGCUCUCCGGACGCGUAUCGGGGAACUUUACAUCGUAAAGAUUCCAGACGAUGACACCCUGGACCAGUUUCUCUCUGACGCUUUCCCGAUGCUCGAGUCGCUCGCGGUGAAACGGAAUAGCAGUGGGCACUACGUAGACGGGACUUAUGCCAAUGCCGUACAACUCUCGAGGGAACGUGUACCGCGCCUCCGACGUCUCGCUUAUUCCAUGUUCGAUCUAGCUUCCCUGGAUAUCCUUGCGUCCCUCACGCAUCUUGCCCUCAACAUGGUCCAUGUCGGCCGUAUGCACGAGAAAAUCGCGGCGAUGCUGUCCGUUUUCCACGCCCUCCGGUCGCUACAUCUAGACGCGAUCACCCUCGUGUCGCUGGAUGGCCACCUCAUCAUUUACAUUCUCUCCCUGCUAAGGGAGAUAACACCUCUCGCCGUGCAAAUACACCACGUUUGGAGGAAUAUCACUACCGGCUACCCCGUCAUUUUAUCGGGCUAUCCCGAUCCCCACGACUUGCCCCCCCUCUGGGGAAUCACGCUAUGCGGCUCGGAGCGCACUGCUCGUUGGGCUGGAGACGAGGACGAGGGAAUUCCAUGCAUGUUCUGCGAAGGGGAUCCUGCGCUCACAGGCGUGCGCGAGCUGUGGCUUGCGGAUGUCUCGCCCGCCACCUGCGAUGGGCCAUACAUACCACGCGCCACUACAGCGAACCAGCUCCGCGCCCUCAUUCAGGGCAUGUCCGCGCUCGAGACCAUCGUGCUCCACGGGUACGGGAAGCACGUCCUGCGAUGGUGGACCGAACGACCCGACCCGAUUCCCGCCAUGGCCACGGGUAUCCUCGAGGAGCUGGCGUCCGGCGCGUACAGCUAUGUCCAGCACCUCGUGAUUGAGGUCCCCUUUCAUGUUCCCGUCGAUGCGGGAGACGUCGAGCGGCUCCGGGAGCACUGCAACACGGUGCAGAUAAAGACGGUGGUAGAUGUCACGCCGACAAUCUCGCUUCCCGCGUACUGUUAUGAGCGGGCUGCUUGGGCGGCGAGCGACGACCCAUGGCCGUAUAAGCUCUGGUAA